AUUGCGGUGGCGUUGGUCCUGACUGCGAGUGCUGAUGCAGUUUCUGCAAGACUAAGCUGAAUGCUUGGAACCCUUGAUAUUUCGCUGUCUAUAGUGCCUGUUGGUGGACUGUACUGAUCAUUCAACUGGGGGCUAAAGGGAAUUGGAUUCCUGCUGCUGACGCACAGUGCAAGCUGUAGUAUCCUUGAAUAAGAUGACAUCCAUCUCCCCAGACCCUCAGACCCUGGCCUCGAGUGAACCAAGCAAGGUCCUAAGAAUGGAUGCUCCAGGGGAUCAAGAAGCUAUCCUGAGAGGAGACAAUAAAGACCCAGAGACUUUCAGACAGAGAUUCAGGUGGUUUUGUUACUCAGAAGUGGCUGGACCCAGAAAAGCCCUAAAUCAGCUCUGGGAUCUCUGCAUUCAGUGGCUGAGACCAGACAUCCACACGAAAGAACAGAUAUUAGAGCUUUUGGUGUUUGAGCAGUUCCUGACCAUUUUGCCUGGGGAGAUCAGGAUUUGGGUAAAGUCCCAACAUCCUGAGAGUAGUGAGGAAGUGGUGACCCUGAUAGAGGAUUUGACCCAAAUGCUUGAAGAAAAGGAAGAUCCAGUCUCUCAAGAGUCUGUUAUUUCCCAAGAGGAGAACCCUGAAGAAAAUAAAAUGGUUUCUGUCCUUCCAAGUACUGAGUCCCGGGAAUCCAUGAUGAUCAAGGACGUGGUUGUGAGCUUUUCCAGAGGAGAGUGGAGGAGGCUAGAGCCUUUUCAGAAGGAACUCUAUAAGGAAGUGCUGCUGGAGAACUUUAGGAGCCUAGAGUUUCUGGGCUUUCCAGUUUCCAAAUUAGAUUUGAUUUCCCAGUUUAAGUGGGUUGAACUGCCAUGGCUGCUGGAAAGAGAAAUCUCAAAAGGCUCCAGACCAGAGUGUGAACCUAGAGGUGAAUUGAAGGAAUCCUCUCGAAAUCAAGAUGUUCUAGAAGAAUCAACUUUAGAUAAAAUAAUAGAAAGAUGCCUAAUGGGUGGUAAUUAUGGCCUGAUGGGAGAGUCCCGGAAACGUAGCAGUAAGGAAUAUUCUCAAGUUGCAGGCACACAAAAGAAAACUCAUGGGAGAGGCAGUAAGGGUGAGGAGUUUGACCCAGAAAAGAGCCCCUUUGGAAGUAAUUUCAAGCAUACCUCAGAAAUAAUUAAACACCUGAGAGUCUACUUAAGGAAGAAGUCUCGGAGGUAUAAUGAAUGCAAGAAACCCUUCAGUUUUCAUUCAGACCUUAUUCUGAACCGCAAAGAACACGCUGGAGAGAAGCCACGGAAAUGUAACGAAGGCAGGAAAGUCUUAGGUCACUCUUCAUCCCUAAGCGAACAUCAGAAACAUCAGAAAAUGCAUUUUGGCGGGAAGACCCAGAAGUGCAGUAAUUGUGGGGUAACCUUUACGCGGAACUCAUCCCUUAAGAGAAAAAACUCCCCUUUGUGUGAAAAAUGUUGGAGAAAUUUAAAUCAAGAUGCAACCUUAGAUAAAGAUGAGGGAGCUGAGAUGGGAGAGAAGACCCAUAAAUGUAGCAAAUGUGGAAAAGCCUUCGGCUAUAGUGCCUCACUGACCAAACAUAGGAGAAUUCACACAGGGGAGAAACCCUACAUGUGCAAUGAAUGUGGAAAAGCUUUCAGUGACAGUUCAUCCCUCACGCCACACCACAGAACCCACAGUGGAGAGAAACCCUACAAAUGUGAUGAUUGUGGAAAAGCUUUCACCCUGAGUGCCCACCUCAUCAAACAUCAGAGAGUUCAUACUGGAGAAAAACCCUAUAAAUGUAAAGAAUGCGGGAGACCCUUCAGUGACAGUUCCUCUCUUAUUCAACACCAGCGAAUUCAUACCGGAGAGAAACCCUACACGUGUAACAACUGUGGAAAAUCCUUCAGUCACAGCUCGUCCCUUUCCAAACAUCAGAGGAUUCAUACUGGAGAGAAGCCCUAUAAAUGCGGUGAAUGUGGAAAAGCCUUUAGACAGAAUUCUUGCCUUACGCGACAUCAGAGGAUCCACACUGGAGAAAAACCCUAUUUGUGUAAUGACUGCGGGAUGACUUUCAGCCAUUUUACAUCCGUCAUUUAUCAUCAGCGGCUUCAUUCAGGAGAAAAGCCCUACAAGUGUAACCAGUGUGAGAAAGCCUUCCCUACCCAUUCACUCCUCAGUCGCCAUCAGAGAAUUCAUACUGGCGUAAAGCCGUAUAAAUGUAAAGAAUGUGGGAAAUCUUUCAGUCAGAGUUCAUCUCUUAACGAGCAUCAUCGGAUUCAUACCGGAGAGAAGCCCUAUGAAUGUAAUUACUGUGGAGCGACCUUCAGCCGGAGCUCAAUCCUUGUGGAACACCUAAAAAUCCAUACUGGGAGGAGAGAAUAUGAAUGUAACGAAUGUGAAAAGACAUUUAAGAGUAACUCAGGCCUCAUCAGACAUCGGGGAUUUCAUUCUGGAGAGUAA
Molecule: messenger RNA, 2434 nt
Organism: Enhydra lutris kenyoni (northern sea otter)
Lineage: Eukaryota; Metazoa; Chordata; Mammalia; Carnivora; Mustelidae
Product: zinc finger protein 483
Exons: 6
Coding region: 194-2434 (746 amino acids)
Biological process (GO): regulation of DNA-templated transcription
Source: RefSeq, a predicted model, not a curated record